GAGCAACCAGAUGCUAUGAUCAGAGAGUCUGCAAUCGCUCCUGCUCUGGGCAGGGCAGAGGAUAUUGCACGAGCGUCUGCAACGUGUGGUCAGAGCAGCAGGUGCGGACGGACACACAACCGGCCUGGGAUGAUGCCGAGAGAAGGGUACCCCAAGACGGGGAUGGCGAUGGGGAACCAGGCUGAGCUUGCUGCUGGGGAGCAGGAGGGGCCGUGCUGGAGGCUGCGGGUCUGGGGCACGAGUGGGCUCCAGCGGCCGUGCCUCAUCCCCAGCCACGGAGCAUCUCCCAGGGCCGCGGGCCCUCGCUCAUCCAUCUCCGCUUUAGGACCCCCGGAGUGCCGGGAAGAAGCCGUGUCUGCCAACGGAACGCUGCAGCUGCAGCCGGAGAAACCCCCGCAGGGGUGGGCAAAGGUCGAAUGGAGAGUGCAACUGGAAGCAGGAUACCAGCAGCGGAUCCUGACGGCUGAGAAGGAUAAAGCUGCCCCACCCUCCAAGGGUGUUUUUUCUGGGAGAGCUGAUUUCCAGCAGGAGACCCUCUCCCUGCGGAUCAGGCCGGUUAGCACGGCAGACAGUGGGGUCUAUUGGGCAGAUUUUGAGGACACGUCGGGCCUUGUUACUGCCCUGUGCUUCCGCGUGUCGGUGUGGGAGCCCGUCGGCCAGCCGCGCCUGGAGGCACGCAUCCUGCACUGGGAGCAGGGCUGGUGCAACCUCUCACUGGUUUGCACCGUGCCCGGCGCUGGCAACUUCUCCUACAACUGGUCCUGCAGCGGGGAUCCCCUGGGAGCCCUGGAGCACCAGCCCUGGCUGCGCCUGCAGGUCCCUGGGGAUGCCGACCCCACCGUCUGCUGCUGCAAUGCGAGCAACCCGGUGAGCUGGAGCACGGCCAGCACCGACGUUGCGGAAGCCUGCCGCGCUGCAGCCCCAGGACAUGUCCAGCAGACGCUGACUCUCUACGACGAGGUGGGCAAAGCCCGAACUGGCCGAGACCCUAAUGGGACCAGUGAGGCCACCGUGGGAGGAAACACCAUCUACGCCGUCGUCUGCACCAGAACGCAGGGACCCAGCUGUCCUCAGGAGCCCGAAAGCUGCACUAUCUACUCCACGAUUCAGCCUACCAGGAAGUCUCCCUCUCUCAAGAGGAAGAGGCUGGACCCAGCUUUGGUUUCCACUGCCUACGUAGAGGCUACGGGGGGUUCUAGACGCUGGUGCCCUCCGUCGCAGACCUCGUCCCCGGCUCCUUCAGGCCACCACCUCUCCUAGUGCCCUGGCAAGACCUUCCCUUCCCUAAAGACCUCUUCUCCUGGAGCACCCAGAGACCUCCAGCACCCACUGGGACCCCACCCAGCCAAGCCAGGGGCUCGCUCGGGAUGGAAAUGGUCAGACACGGGUUAUUGCAAGGAUGCAAACCCCAGCUGCGCCUUGGAGACUUUCCUGUGAGGGAAGGAGGAAAGACUCGGUGAUGGAAACCUGUCUGCGGAGGAGAUGGAUGCGGAAUUGGACAGGCGGGGUCGUGGGGGAAGAGGAUACGUGUGAUGUGUGUGUGUUUAGUGCCAGCAUGUGAUCUUGUGGGGUUUUUUU
This is a messenger RNA of Gymnogyps californianus (California condor), 1578 nucleotides long. RefSeq names its product CD244 molecule (gene CD244). The record is from RefSeq and is a predicted model, not a curated record. Gene Ontology annotation, molecular function: MHC class I protein binding. The transcript is spliced from 7 exons. Bases 16 to 1260 code for a protein of 414 amino acids. Gene Ontology annotation, cellular component: external side of plasma membrane. NCBI's taxonomy places the organism in Eukaryota, Metazoa, Chordata, Aves, Accipitriformes, Cathartidae. Gene Ontology annotation, biological process: natural killer cell activation involved in immune response.